Messenger RNA from Grus americana (Whooping crane), 2818 nucleotides. RefSeq names its product myotubularin-related protein 9-like. The record is from RefSeq and is a predicted model, not a curated record. Lineage: Eukaryota; Metazoa; Chordata; Aves; Gruiformes; Gruidae. The transcript has 11 exons. The coding region runs from base 499 to 2163 and encodes 554 amino acids. Gene Ontology annotation, biological process: negative regulation of autophagy.
GUCCACGGCGGCAGGACCCGGCGGCCCCGGACCCGCUGUCCGUCUGCCGGAGCCGCACCGGGGCCGGGCCACCUUAAACCCGACAUCCGCCGGGCGCGGAGCCCAGCGCCGAGCCGCCGUCCCCGCCGGCAUGGCAGGGCUGUGCGGGGCAUCGCCCGCCUCCCUGCUUGCACCCCGAGCUCCCCUGCUUGCACCCCGAGCUCCCCCGCUUGCACCCUGAGAUCGCUGCUUGCACCCCAAGGCCCCCCGCUUGCACCCUGACAUCGCUGCUUGCACGCUGACGUCCCCUGCUUAUGCCCAACAGUUCCCUGUUUGCACUCUGAGGUCCCCCGCUUGCACCCCUCUGUCCCCCGCUUGCACCCCGAGGUCCCCACUUGCACCCCGAGGUCCCCUCUUGCCGCCGAGCCCGAGCAGCCCCGCAGCAGCAGCCGCUGGCGGCAGGCCCCUGGGCUCGGCGGAGGCAGGCUACGCUGGGGCUCGGCGGCCACCGGCACCGCCAUGGAGUUCUCCGAGCUGAUCAAGACGGCGACGGUGGAGAGCGUGCUGCUGUCGUGCGUGGGGCUGCCGGCGGUGAAGGGCACCCUGUGCAUCACCAGCCACCACCUGCUCCUCUCCUCCUGCCCCGGGGGGGACGCCCAGCCCGGCACUGUGGAGCUCUGGCUGCUCAUCCGCAACGUGGAUGCCGUGGAGAAGAGGCUCGCCGGCUCCUCCGGCACCAUCACGCUCCGGUGCAAAGACCUGAAGGUGCUGCAGCUGGAGAUCCCGGGCAUGGAGGAGUGUCUCAACAUCGCCAGCUCCAUCGAGGCCCUCUCCUCGGUGGACUCCGUGAUGAUGAUGUACCCGUUCUUCUACAGACCCCAGAGCCUGAAGCUCGAGGAAGGAUGGCACCUUUUCCCCCUCGAGCAGUACUUCCAACAGAUCGCCUCGCAGACAAACCAGUGGCGGCUGACCGACGUCAACAAGGAUUUCACCACCUGCCCCACGUACCCUCCUGCCGUCAUCGUGCCGGCGGCGGUGGACGAUGACGCCUUGCGGAAGGCUGCCCGUUUCCGUCAGGGCGGGCGAUUCCCCGUCCUCAGCUAUUACCACCCCAAGAACGGCACCGCGAUGCUCCGCAGCAGCCAGCCGCUGACGGGCCCCAACCGAAAGCGCUGUCGUGAGGAUGAGAAGCUGCUGGGGACGGUCCUGGACGAGGGGGAACGGGGCUUUAUCAUCGACACGCGGUCGGCGCAGGCAGCAAAGCAGGCUCGGAUGACGGGGGGGGGCACAGAGCCCAAGUCCUCCUACCCACAGUGGAGGAGGCUGCACCGGCCCCUGGAGAGAGGCCGCCCGCUGCAGGAGAGCUUCAUUAAGCUGGUGGAAGCCUGCAACGACACCUCGAUCAACAUGGACCGGUGGCUGAGCCGGCUGGAGAGCUGCCGCUGGCUGAGCCACGUCAAGGCAGCCCUGAGCACGGCCUGCCUGGCCGCGCAGUGCAUGGACAGGGAGGAGGCCAGCGUGCUGGUGCACGGGACGGAGGGGACGGACACGACGCUGCUGGUGACGGCGCUGGCCCAGGUGAUCCUGGACCCAUCCUGCCGCACACUGGUGGGCUUCCAGGGGCUGCUGGAGCGGGAGUGGAUCGAGGCCGGCCAUCCCUUCCACCUCCGCUGCGCCCGCUCUGCCUACUCCCACGCCCGGCUGAAGCAGGAGGCGCCGCUUUUCCUCCUCUUCCUCGACUGCGUGUGGCAGCUGAGCCGCCAGUUCCCCUUCUCCCUGGAGUUCAGCGAGCGCCUCCUCCUCACCCUCUUCGACAACGCCUACGCCUCUGCCUACGGCACCUUCCUCUGCAACAACGAGAAAGAGAGGUGCCUGUGUAAAGUGAAGGAGAAAACGCACUCCCUCUGGGCCUGGCUGAACCAGCCUGGGGAGAAGAAGAAGUACCUGAACCCUCUCUACUCGCACAACGCCCUGGUCAUCUGGCCCUCUGUCGAACCCCAGAGCAUCCAGCUCUGGCAGGGUUUGUUCUUCCGCUGGAUCCGUUCAUCCCAGUACCUGGACGAGGCCUGGGCAGAGAUCCAGCGGUUAGUAGAGGGCAACGACGCCCCCGUCAAGGAGAGCGCGGGGAACAGGCUGAGCCGCUCCCUCUCCGACCCUGCUGCCCAGACAGAGGACAAAAGGUGAACGGCGAUUCGGUCCCCACAGGCUUCCGGACCAAGGUGACGCUGCAGCUUUCCGUGGGAAGCGCUGUGCGGGACACACGCCCCGCGGAGCCUGGAGGACAGGUCGGAGAUGGAGGGGGGUGCGGACUCCCCCUUUCACAGCCUCCGGGCUCCGCAGACUGAGCUUGUUUCAGUAAAGCGGUCUCUCUCACAGCCCAGGCCUGCUUUCCGCACUUCCUUUGCAAGCGGGGCUCCUUCCCCGUGGGAUUUCAGCAGCCCUUGUACCUGGAGCAGAGGGGCAGGAGGCAGCGGGAGGUCAAUGUGCCCAGCAGCAUCGGCCUCCGGCAGCUCCCACCACAGCGUGCCCGGCCCGCAGCCCCUGCCCAGCACCGUCAGCACAGCAAAAAACAAACCCGCAACACCCUCCCCACAAAGGGCACGCUGGCUGCAGUUUAAGUGUUGCGUCAGUCGCGCUGAGCUGGGAGGCAGCCCGGGAAAUCUGCCCUUGAACCCAGUUUCGAGGAAGGAAAGAUACAAACCACCCCUCCAGCCAGCCGGACGCAGGGCAGGAGGGCUGGAAGGAUGAGGCUUUGCAACACAAGCCCACUAGUGCAGGAAAUAACUGUUCCAUGAGAAAAAUUGGCUCAGGGUCAGCCCAGCAAAUAAACAAAGCACCA